Molecule: messenger RNA, 5520 nt
Organism: Scleropages formosus (Asian bonytongue)
Lineage: Eukaryota; Metazoa; Chordata; Actinopteri; Osteoglossiformes; Osteoglossidae
Product: neurocan core protein-like
Exons: 14
Coding region: 1477-4545 (1022 amino acids)
Biological process (GO): glial cell differentiation; cell adhesion; skeletal system development
Cellular component (GO): perineuronal net; synapse
Molecular function (GO): hyaluronic acid binding; calcium ion binding
Source: RefSeq, a predicted model, not a curated record
UGGACGAGCAGCGACAGCAACAGCGAGGGAGUGGGGGUGGCGGCGCACCUGACAUUUGGAAAAGUCACUGCGGCUAAGCAGCUCGGAGUGACUCGGGCGUCUGCUUGUCCGCACUAAGUGUAUCAUACAUACACGCAUAUAUACGGUAUAUAAAUAUAUAUAUCAUAGAGGUAGAUGGCAGGCAGAAUGAUACAGUGUCAAUAUUUCUGUCCUCCUCACAGGUCGCGGCACCGAGAAGCGGCUGUGUGGAUUUUUCAGGUGGGUGGGAGCGCGGGGGUGCGCUUUCGUAGUCCGGACCCCGUCGGAUCGGCUGCGUCGGAGGCGACUCGCCGCUGAUCGCCGACGCCAGGUGACGGCGCGAGGUUCGGUGACGCUUUGGCGUGUUGCCGGUGCUCGGCCGCCCCUCUCGCUCUUCUACCUCGGGCCCCUUUCGUCACCCAUCCUUACCUGCUCCUGUGGAUUCAAUGCGUUUCCUCCUCCUUCUUUUUGGCCAUUUUUUGGACAGAGCGGGGGGGCUUCGCUCCGAUUAGUAAGCGAGUGACGGCGUUAUUUUGGCAUUUUCGGGACGCCAUCGUGUUCUUCAGUCAAGGUCAAAGCGAACGCUGCCCCUUCCAGUGGGGCCGCGCACACAGCCCAGACACAACGGGAGCAGAAAGCCCCUCUUGAUGAAGAAACCAAUUGCAAGUCUUACCAGAACUAUGGCUGGACCGCAAAACUUUAGCCACGGUUUUGAUUUCACCCUCAUUUGUUAGGGAUCCGGUCAUUUACGUUCCAACAAGUGGGGACCGCACUCGCACUCGCCCUCGCCCUCGCACCUGCUCCCUCUGUGUCCUGCGGUGCCGUCUCAGCACUGGCGUGUCGGUGUCUUCAAAGCCGUCAUCACUGCUGGCUGCGCCCCCAUCUCCUCAUCUCCUCCGCUGCGCGGUGCGGUGAUCGUCCAGCGAACACAAACAGUCCGGCGACCAAUUAUGGAGUUCACCUCAGUUAGACGCGGGGACGCCGGAACCAGGAGCGCAAGAAAGGCCCGCGGACGAGGUCAAGCUUCACUUUUAAUUGGUGCUGACCAAGUGAACUGCGGUGUCCCUGGCUCUCGGCGGUGGAGAUCUAAGGGACGCGAGCUGUGCCACCAUUAGUGCGUUUGUGCGGCACACGGCGGCGUUCCUGAACUUCCGUCAUGCGUCAUCGCUCCCCUUCAGGCACGAUGUCGCCGUUGGAAAGUGCCUGUGAUUCUUACCGCUAGGCUCUCUGAUCAUCCGUCACGCAGGCGCCGGCGUUCGCUCGGCAGUCACGUGAACCACGACUUACUCUUGCUUUGAGACCCCCGGGACGGGAAUCGGCUGCACUUUAAAGGGAAGAGGAAAUUCUCCGAGCCGAGCGUUCGGCCACCGGGGACGGCAACCCGGGGAACGUCAGGAGAUCGCAGCUUUGCGUGGCACGCGAGAGAAGAACGGGGCCUGGCGGUCUUGGAGGUCCACGAUGGAGACGGUGGCGCGCGAGCCCACCCCACUCAUUCUUCUCCUCAUUCUCCUCCUGCUCCAGCCGACAGGACAAGGGGCCCCCGGGGCAGACGAUCCACGGCCUCCUCCCGGGAUGCGGGAGCGUCUGGCGUCCGACGCCACCCUGCCCUGCCUCCUCGGCCGGCUGCCCGCUCCCUCCCUCGAGAUGCCUUCCGCCGUCCGCUGGACCAGGGUCCCGAGCGGAAGCGCUGCGGGAGAGCGGCUGGUGCUGGAAGCCGUGGACGGCGCCCUCCGCUGGGGGGAAGGUUUCCAGGGGCGCGCCGGGAUGCCCGGCUACUCCCGCAACCAGAGCGACGCCUCGCUGAUCCUGACGGAGCUGCGAUCCAGCGACUCGGCCACUUACCGCUGUGAAAUCGCCGUGGGGCUGGACGGCGAACGGCACAGCGUCUCCCUAGUGGUCACCGGUGCGGUGUUCCACUACCGAGCGCCCAGCGCCCGCGGAGGCCUGUCCUUCUACGAGGCCCAGCAGGCCUGCCUGGAGAACUCCGCCCGGGUGGCCUCACCUGCGCAGCUGAUCAGCGCCUUCUGGGACGGCUACGAGAGCUGCGACGCGGGCUGGCUGUCAGACCACACCGUCAGCGUCUCUGUCCAGUCCCCGAGACCCGGUUGCCGUAGCGACGGGGACGGCUCGCCCGGAGUGAGGAGUUUGGGCCCCAGGGACCCUGGCGAGCGCUUUGAUGUCUACUGCUACACGGAGGACCUACGCGGGGAGGUGUUCCACUCGACCGUGCCGGGGAAGCUGAGCCUGGCGAGGGCUGUCGCUCACUGCCGCGCCCUGGGGGCUCGCCUGGCCACCGCCGGCCAGCUCCACCUGGCCUGGAGGGCGGGGCUCGACCGCUGCGACCCAGGCUGGCUGGCCGACGGCACCGUGCGCUACCCCAUCACGCGGCCCCGAGCCGGCUGUGGGGGCGCAGAGCCGGGGAUCCGCACCCUGUACCGCGACGCCGACCUCACGGGGGUCCCUUCCUCCUCCGCCCUCUUCGACGCCUACUGCUACCGGGAACAAGAGGGCAGCGAGGAGUUUGGGUUCACGGAGAGCCGCCUUCCGGCCAGUCGCAGCGAGGCCGGUGUGACUCCGCCUCCCAGCUCCUCCUCGAACCAUGAACCCGAACCAUCCGACCAGAUGGGUAGCCCGACCAGCCGCGAGCAGGAAGGAGCUCAUCGCACCGCGUUGCUGGGGGCCACGGGGAGCCGGUCCAAACCAGGCUGGAGCGGCCUCGCGGAGCGCGUGGGCCCUGAUGGUGGUCCGCACUCUGGCAGCGCUCCAGAAACCCCCCUCCCACCAGCAGCUCAGGGGAAGCCUGGGAGUCACGGGCUGAUUGCCGGUGAGGUGGAUGCAGGAGAAGACGAGGGAGCUGAUGGGCGCCGGGGGAAGUUCUCCUCCUCCUCAACUGACGGCGCCCUCCCCACCCCCCGCUCGACAGUGGACGCCACGGCUCCCCCUGCCACGGCUGCACAGGUGUACCGGGCAACAGGAGGCGCCGGAGAGCCCAGGGUGCCGACUGGCGAGGGCAGUCCGGCCGAGGAGUCCCGCGGGGCGUCAGACAGAACCCCGAGGAGAUCCACGGCUGACGCGAUGCUCAGUGCAGGAUCCACGUGCACAUCAGCUCCAGGCCCAGUUGGCGAUCCGUCAGCCGCUUCCUUGGGGGUCAGACACGAUGCACAGCGGAACCCAGUGGGUCCCGAGGAUUCGGGCCAAACCAUCUCCUUGGUUACCGUCCCCCUGGCAACGGCCGCCUCCACAGAGCCCCCCGAGGGCUACUCUGGCGAGGACCGCGACCGGGACUCCUCUGUACCGAGGUGGUCGGAGAAGGAGUCCGACGGCAGCGGCCUGGUCCAGCCUGCGACGCCUCUGGGUGGGUCGUCGGGAGAGGCCUGGAACGGCAAAGUCGCCGCAGAGGUCAGGGGCGAAGUCCUGUUCUCCCGCCAGUCCGGCGACACCACCAUCAGCACAUUUGCCGCCGCAACAGGCCCCUCCCUCUCGCCGCCCCCCCCCGUCGCGGCGCAAAGGCUCGCUGCCGAGGACGAUGGCGCCAUCAACGGGUCGCUCUUCAGAGAGGACGAGUCGCGCUCUGCGGGGUCCGAGGAGUCCUUCGCUGUCGGCCAAUACGAGAGACCCCCCACCCGGGGAAGACCGCAGGCCCCCCGGGCCCAGCCUCCACCCCCGCAGCCAGAUGUCCAGAAUGGAACAGGGAUUCCCAAUGGCACGCAGCUCUCUCCUGACGUCGACGACUGCCGGUCGAACCCGUGUCAGAACGGAGGCACGUGCAUCGACAAGGCGGACUCAUUUGUGUGCCUCUGUAUGCCGAGCUACGGGGGAGCCACGUGUGAAAAAGAUACCGAGGGCUGCGAGCACGGCUGGAGGAAGUUCCACGGCCGCUGCUACAGGUACUUCCCCCGACGGCACGCGUGGGAGAGCGCCGAGAAGGACUGCAGGGAGCACAGCGCACACCUCGCCAGCGUCCACUCGGCGGCCGAGCAGGACUUCCUCACGGGUCUGAGCCGUGAGAACACGUGGAUCGGACUCAACGACCGCACCGUGGAGGACGACUUUCAGUGGACGGACAACACGGAGCUGGAGUACGAGAGCUGGCAGGAGAAGCAGCCGGACAACUUCUUUGCGGGCGGCGAGGACUGCGUGGUGACGGUCGCCCACGAGGACGGCAGGUGGAACGACGUGCCCUGCAACUACAACCUGCCCUACAUCUGCAAGAAGGGCACAGUGCUUUGCGGAGCGCCCCCUGCCGUGGAGAACGCCUUCCUGAUGGGCCGUAGGCGGGAGCGCUACGACGUCCACUCGGUGGUGCGCUACCAGUGUGCCGACGGGUUCCUCCAGCACCACGUCCCCACAGCCAAGUGCCGCGCCAACGGGAGGUGGGACCGGCCCAGGAUCGCGUGCACCAAAGCAGGCCGCAGGUCCCACCGGCACCGCCGCCACCACCACAAAAGCCACCGUGAGCGCCGGAAGCACCGGCAGCAUGGGGGAGGAGCUCACGAUAGCCACGCCCACAGCCACACCCACAUGUGAACCCAGCACCCGCUGAUUUCCCUCAUCCCUCCUCGCAUCCCCGUUCAGUCGCCGUUCGAGUCCCUGCUGGGACCCGACUCCCUGGUUUCCUCUCCCCGAUUCCCUUCAGUCGUGUGGGAGAUGACCGUCGUGAGGGUCGUCGCUCAUCGGUGCUGAGUGGCCUGCGAUUCCGCGCCACUGAGGGCCACGUGUUUUUUAUUUUCCCGUGUGUGUGUGUGUGUCUGUCUGUGGUUUGCCUGGGAACAUGUUUACCGCAUGUUUUUUUGUUGACUCCAUGGUCUCCAUCUGUCCUCCGUUUCAUUUGUGCUCCGUUCGGAGACGAGAGUCCUGUGUUUUGUCCUCCCGAGUGGACGUUCCUGUAAAAGCGCUGUACGGUGGCCCCCGAGGGUCCCGUGAGACUCAGCCAGCAGGAGACGCCACCGCACGGAAGCGCAGGUAUAGCUGAACGGUUUUCUGCUCAUUUGAAGACGGUGCUGUGAUCGGCUCGUCAUAUUUGCCAUUAUUAAUCUUUGUCAUAUUGAGACGUGACGCUGCGUUCCUGCAGGCGGGACAGAGCUCUCAGCUGUCCCUCAGCUCACCGCUCGCUCGUCUCCUUCUCACCCCCAGACGCACCUCUUUCUUCUGCCUCGUGCUUCUCCCCUUUGACACGGUUCCGUCAGUCUCGCACCAGGAGUGUGUGUGUGUGUGUGUGUGUGUAAUAGGAGAAACAGGCCGUUUAGGUCCCUCAUAACAGUUCUCCAGCCCCUAAACAGAGCCCCUUUCUGGCGCAGCAUUGGUUGAUAAUCAGCAGUGUAACCCCCCCCCCCCCGAUAGGUAGUUGGGAGCUACCUGGACAUCGGCUAUGUUUGGGAGCCUGUGUGUUCGGGACCCUCAUCUCCAAGGUACAGACUCUCUUGUCUCGGCGUUUUUGUCAAUUCAUGUGCUCUUUACUCUGCCGUGUUCUUUGUACAGAUGAACCGUGAACUCAAUAAACUU